UAAUGACUUGUUUUAUAAAUAUCUGUGUUUUAAAAAUGCCUUGAUAUAAUAACUUGUCUGGCUCAUGCGAAUGUAGCCUGCGCUCCUUAUUUGGUUGCUUUUCCGGUUUGAAACUGACCUGUCAAUCAACGUAUCCACGGUUACCACCAACACAUCUGCUGAACACACGAGUGACACCGAGCUGCGUUUUUAAUGAGGGAAAAAAAUCGUCAUGGCGCUUCCAUUUCUACCUGGAAAUUCUUGUAAAGAGCUGCUAAAGGACAAAUUCCACAAAUCCCAACAUUUUGACUACUCCAGCGAUGUUCCUUUCCUGGCCGGGAUAGAGAAGCCCGGCAUCGGAGGCGAGCUGUUGCUGGGACAGAAGUUCAAACCGAAGUAUUCCGUCUAUCCCAGAGGAGCAACGGGUGGAUUGCCAUCAUGGGUGGCUUUUGACAAACAGGCGCUGUGUUUUGAGGCGUACUUCCAGGAGGCGGUGCCAGAAGCUCCCAAUGAGACCUACAGGAUCCGCAAGUGUAAGAUCUACUUCUACCUGGAGGACGAUACCAUGCAAGUGGUGGAACCAGAGUAUAAAAACAGUGGAAUCCCUCAAGGAACUCUAAUUCGUCGCCAACGCAUCCCACUGCCGCUGCCCAAGGAGGAACAGUUCUUCAACGUGUUCCACUUUAACCUCAACCAGGAGAUAGUGCUGUUCUCUCACACAUUCACCACCACCGACUGUGAUCAGUUCACAAGGAACUUUCUCACCAAAUGUGGCGUAAUUCUCAAUGACCCCAUCCCUGUGCCAGAGGACCCCUAUCGCAGCCUCAGGGAAAAGAUAGAGAAAAGCAUGAGUCCCCGGCGGCCAUAUGAGAAGCGAGACACUCUGAAACAGUUCCUGGACCACGACCGCAAAGUCCUCCGUUUCUUUUGCUUCUGGGACGACAGCAAGGUCAUCUUCGGAGAGCUUCGAGAACUGGUGCUGCACUACUUCCUGGCCGAUGACACCAUAGAGAUCAGGGAGGUGAUCCCACCAAAUUCUGGGAGAGUCUCCGUGUCAAAAUUCCUCCGUCGAAGCAAACUACCCAAACGUGUUUCAAACCAGUUGGUGCUACCAGGAGAGGUGACGAACCGCACCGUGCUCAACGUGUUGGCCUCCACCAGGCAAGGAGAUCGCUACAUGCUGGAUAGUCUCAAAACAGGAGCUAUUCAGGAGGAGUUCUACAAGGACUUUGAUCUGACGGUAGGCGGCGAGCUGAACGUGUGGGGCAGGAACGUGAUCAUCGCUGACUGUGAUGACUUCACCAAAGACUACUACCGCUCCAAAUAUGGCAUAGAAGACUUCACCCCGGUACAGUACAAAGCUGCCGUACCCCCCAAACCCCAGAGGCUUGUACCUCCGUAUAACGGCUUUGGCUCAGAGGAGGACUCGCUAAGCUCCUGCCAGCGCCUGCUUCCCAAACCCCCACAGAAAGAUCGCCACAAAUUCAUGGAGUAUGAUAGACGUGGCCUUGAGAGCAAUGUGCUGACAUUCCAUGCCAAGAUGGUGACCACCAGUCAUGUGGACAGCGAGAGGGAGUUCAUCAUCUCCUUCUACCUGAGCGACAACUCUAUCAGCGUGUUUGAGCGCUCUCAAAAGAAUUCAGGUGUACUUGGCGGCAUGUUUCUGGCCAGGGGCCGCGUGAAGAAACCAGGACAGGAGUUGUUUAAGAGCGAGCCCUCAGAGUACUUCACAGCCCAUGAUCUGUAUGUAGGAGCCGCCAUCUGCCUCAACAACAGGCAGUUCCAACUCCUCGAUGCUGAUGAGUACACCUUCAAGUACUUUGAAAAACAUGCCGAGCAGUUCCCCAAGGCCGAUAUAGGCAUCAUCCUGGGUAAAUUACGAUCAAUUCCAGAGGAGAAGCAGCGGGAGCUCCGUAACUUUCUGGCUCUCGGCGACCCCGCCAACACCGGCUUUGUUGCCUUUGCAUCCUUCAGGGACCUACUGAUGGGUAUGGACUGCGGUCUGACGGAGCAUGAGGUUCUGGUGCUUGGCCGAUCCUUCGCCGAGCACAAGCAGUCUGAGGUGGAUGUGGGCCUGAUGCUGGCCGUGGCCCAGGACUUCCUCAGGAAGAAGGACUUUGACCAGCUGCCCGACAUGGCCCGAGUGUUCGAACACAGCGACCCAAACAAAACAGGCCGCAUCUCCCUUAAAGGGGUGACGGCCAUCUGCAAGACCUUCCAGCUUCCUGUGUCUGACAACCUGCUCACAUGUCUGCUCCACAAGUUUGCAGACGGCGACCAGAUCGACUACACUGCCUUACUGGCUGGUAUCAACUGGCUGGAGGACCCUGCUCCCCCAGUGACGCCUGACGACACUUUAAAGUUCGACGUGAAAAUGCGCAGUGAUGCCCGCGGAGUAAAAAACCUCCAUUACUUCUCCCUGCUGCAGGACCUCUUCCCCGGCGUCUCCAACACGGCUGACCCGGAGAGCGCCGCGUCAGCGUAGAUGAGUGCAACAUGCGACACAUGCAUCCCCACAUGACGCUUUAACCCAAUGCAAACCAAGAAAGAAGUAAACACGCAAAAGUUUAGUGCAAUCUGUGCGGUUCGAGGCUCUCACAGCGUACAGCUAGGGUUUAAAACGGAACCACAUUUGAGGUCAAGGCAGGUCAGGCUCACACACAUAACGACUACAGGUAUUACGCUGCAUUGUGCAGAAUUUAUACCAGAGGAAAUUGGCUUCAACGGAAGAAACAGACAAUCACGGCUGUCAGCUCCCAGCUGUGGAAACAACAGGUACAGAUGAACUCUCGCGCUCCAUCCAAAAGCCAGAAUGAGCCAAUUUUUAGGAUCUUUUAUUAUCGGAGCUGAAUCUCACUGAAAGGAGAGUUGAUUAAGUAUAUUUUUAGUCAUUUAAUCAAUUAGUCUUCAUGUUUUCCUGUUGUUGUGGGCAAUGGAUAUACUGUAUAUGCCAGAAGCAAUUAUUAAUCAAUGCAUGGUAUUAGUACAUAAGACUUACUUGAAAACAGAUGUGUCCAAAGUGUGCUCCAAACCAUUGUACCAUUUGUACAGUAUGCUGCUGGCAUACUGUACAAAAUACAAUUUUACACAAUAAUACAAAAAAAACCCCAGCAAAAACAGCACGGCAUUAAGAACAAAUGAAUAACAAAAAUAUUUGUCUUUAAGUAUGAAUUCUUUUGUUUAGCCUUUUUACAAAAUGAAAGUCCCACCCAGCCCCCACAUUUUUGUUCAGUAUGUGGCACCAGUGGAAAAGUUUUGGACCCACCUGACUUGAAAAAAAAAAAAAAAUAAUAACUGGGCUACUAAAUAUAUUUGCAGUUUAUGCAUGCAAAUACGUCCUUGACACAAGUGAAAAUGAGAAUUAAA
Messenger RNA from Nerophis ophidion (straightnose pipefish), 3345 nucleotides. RefSeq names its product EF-hand domain (C-terminal) containing 2 (gene efhc2). Gene Ontology annotation, cellular component: microtubule. Gene Ontology annotation, biological process: regulation of neuron projection development. The record is from RefSeq and is a predicted model, not a curated record. NCBI's taxonomy places the organism in Eukaryota, Metazoa, Chordata, Actinopteri, Syngnathiformes, Syngnathidae. Bases 212 to 2464 code for a protein of 750 amino acids. The transcript is spliced from 15 exons.